Molecule: messenger RNA, 7199 nt
Organism: Rhagoletis zephyria (snowberry fruit fly)
Lineage: Eukaryota; Metazoa; Arthropoda; Insecta; Diptera; Tephritidae
Source: RefSeq, a predicted model, not a curated record
AAUCUUGACGACGAUCUUGACAUUGCGUGCAAUUCAACGUGCAAAAUUGAACAAAUAAUCUACUGUGCCAUUGGCUGCAACCACGCCCACACCGUCUACGUGGAGCAGGUGAAGGCGGUGCUGGGCACUCCGCCGGCGCCCAAACUGGUCGUCGGCAGUCUGAGCAAUGACUCGAUGGCCGUCGAGUGGGCGGCGGCUGUUUCAGGUUCUCUUCUCAGCGGAGAGCCAAUCACCUACCGCGUGCAGAUGAAGUACAGCAACAUCUCCUCCACGUGGACGUACGCCAUUAGUGAUCUGAAAGGAGGCGGCGGAAACAGAAGUGGAAAUAGUGGCAAUGGCGUUCAGCAAAACCGCCAGCUAGUCCGCGGCCUGAACGCCUACACCUCCUACCAGUUUCGCAUCGAGUGGGUCAUAGUGCCCUGGCUGCGCAUCUCGCUCUUCUCCGCUGUGAGCGAGCCGCUGACGACGCUGCCCUACGGAGUGCCGAGCACGCCCUGUCUGAUCACUUCCUGUCUGGCCAUCAGCGAUCACCAGAUUUCGGUCAGCUGGCAACGGCCGCACUUCCCCAACGGGCCCAUCAUCGCCUACACGCUCUACCUGAAGGACAACUCCACCAGUCACCGGGUUGUGAAGGACCUGCAAAUGCACUCGGAGCAUCAGUAUCAUCAUCAGAACGGAAAACCAUUGCAGAGCCGACAGGCGCCGACGAUGAACUACGUCUUCAACGGCCUCAAGGCGGACACAGAGUACACUGUCUCCAUUGUGACCUUCAACAACUUUGGCGAGGGGCCGCUGGCCGAGCGUCGCAUCAGCACACUUCCCAAGGUGGAAAAAGACGCUGAAAAUGGCAGUGAAAAUGCGCCGCUCAACUCACAGUUGGAGGUAGCACUGAAUAGCAGCAACAACUCUACUGACAAGCAACCAGCCACUUCCACCACCACCACCGCUGAGCCGAUGAAGCUCUUCAUCGCUUCGAGUACCGAGGUCGGCUGGCGGAAUCCGCACUCCCUUUCCGUGGAGGAGAUCAUCUACCACCUGACGGACUAUGCGGAGAAUCACGAGAUCACCGGCAUGGCCAUUCACGUCCGCCAGAAGUACCUCUUUGUGGCCGACUCCAGCGGCACCAUUCGCCGGGUGCUGAUCAAGGAGAACCACAGCCAGGAGAUCAACCAGGUGGUGCGCAUCAUCAACGGCAGCAACAAUCCCAGCCACCUCUCCAUUGACUGGCUCAACGACCGGCUGUACCUGGUGGAGGAUGGGCGCAUCAGCCGCUGCAACCUCGACGGUGAGCAGAUGGAGCCGGUGGUGAGCGGCUUUAGGGGCGGGCUGCGACCGCACGCCAUGAAGGUCGACCCCUACAAUGGCUACCUCUUCUGGCUGGCUGACCACAGCAGUGCCGCCGCAGAGUCGGCCAGCUCAUCCACCACCACCGGCCUGUACCGCGUCGACCUCGCCGACCUGGGAACAGCAUCAGCAGCUCAUGGCGGAACAACUCACCGGCCGAUCAACGCCGCCUCUGCGCAGAUGAUCUACCAGAGCCGGCGGAUCAACACCUUCGCCGUCAGCUACUUCGACUACCGGAUCUACUUUCCGGUUGGGGCGCGCAUCUACUCGAUCACCAUUGACGGGAAAGACGCCGAGGCGAUUCGCGACGAGGUCAACUCCAACAGUCCGGAGACCUUCGUCGACAUUGAGAAUUUGAUCAUCUUUGACCGUCGCCUGUACUUCACCAACGGCAGCAGCAUCUACUCAGAGGACUACCUCGAGGAGGACCGGCAGUACUACCACAACGCCUACUCCUACGACACUGACGCCCGUCUGGUGUCACUGCUUGUGAUGGACAGUCAGGGGCAGCCGUUUCCGGUGCCGCUCAACCCUGUGGAGAAGGUGCAGGCCGUCUUUCUAGAUACCACUGCAAAGAUAUCCUGGGAGAAACCGACCCUUUUCGGCGGUUCCGGCCGAGGCGCCUGGCAAGACUGGCACUACGAGGUGAGCAUCGAGGAGACGGCGACCGGUGUGGUCCACCUCGCCAAGGUCAACAACAUCACCAGCUGCGUGGCGGACGAGCUGAAGCCGAACACCAACUACUCGAUCAAGGUGAGGGCGUGGAGCGCCUCAGGGCGCGGCAGCUGGUCAACGAUGUUCCACGGCGCCACGCUGGCCUCACUCAGCUCACGUGGCGCCAGCACGCCCUACGCCGUGGUGGCCACCCGGGAUGGCGGUCUGCUGAAGACGGACCUCGCUGGAAAGCUGCACUACCGACUACUUCCGCGGAGCAAGCUGAACAGUGGUGGUGGUGAAGCCAUCAGCGAAAUCGCCUGGUACAAGGAGCUGCUCGUUCUCAACACGGAAAACGCGAUCAUGCUGUUCAAUCAGUCGGGUGGUGGCAGCGGUGGCCUGACCCGAAUUGGGAACAUCACCAACGCCGCCUCCAUCAAGGUGGACUGGUACGCCGGAAAGCUCUACUGGUCUAAUCCUUUUGAGCGAAUGAUUUGCCGCUCCAACAUUGACGGCACUCAGCCGGAGAUACUGCCGAUCAUCACGGCGGCCAAGGAGAUCGCACUCGACUCUCUGAAUGGCGUCCUCUACUGGUCAACCAUGUACUCGAUUAAGUACUCGCUGCUGAACGGCGCCCAAAAGUCGCAGGGCGAACUGGUGCGAGCGGCGGAAAUUAAGAGCAUCACCGUGAACUCCGCAGAGCGGCUGCUCUACUGGAUCGCCCUCAACAGCCAGGGCGAGUCGCAGCUGUUUCGCAGCAGCCUACUAGAGCUACCUUUGGCUCCAAUUACUCCAUUGGAACCGGUGGUGAUCACCACACUGCCCGACUGGAGUCUCAUCGGUCCGGUGGCCACCUUCGCUGAUCGCCUCUUCUGGCGGAGCACCGAGAGCAAUGAGGUGAAGAUCAGCGACUCGCAGGCGAGAGCCUUUGCCACCAUUAAGGAGCUGAAGGACGUCAGCGCCUUCAAUGUGAUCGACUACCAGCCGAAUCUGAUCAACGCGACGCGCUGUGUAGUUCCCGAGCCGGUCAACGUUGAGCAGGUGGAGCUUGAGGGCACCUGGGAGAACUUCACCCUCCUCUGGGCGCCGGUGCUCAACGUCAACUACGGCCAAGUCUUCUACGACCUGGUGUUGGAGGAUCACCACCUGAAACGCAUCAACAUCGUCCUCAAUGAGACACGCUACAACUACCCAAAUCACCUGAAGCCGCUAAAACCGUACUCUAAAAUUAAGGUUGCCAUUCGGCCCUUCACCUACUGGGCUUCGGCCAGGCAGGUGGUGCUGACGCUGCACACGCCCGCCUCCAUUCCCUCCAAACCUCGAGACAUUCGAGUCUUCACUGAAAUCAGUGGCAGCCCCAGCAACAGCCAGUCAACGGGCAUCACCGCCGAGGCUCGCUGGCGCCCGCCCGCCGACCCGAACGGCAUCAUUCUCAGCUACACCGUCUCGCUGUGGAACGCCAUGUACAACAACAAGGACAACCUGCGGAGCAAGGUGAUUGAAAACCAGCUUAGCUACCGCUUCGAAGACCUCCUCCCCAAUGCCACCUACUACUUUGAGGUUCGCGCCACCACCGAGUCCGGUGAGGGGCCGCCCAGUGAGGUGUUUCAGUUUAAGACUUACCAGGACGCCUCGCCCUCACGCCUGCUGCUGGCCGAGUCGAACGGCAUUCUGCUGGCCGAUAUGGACUUGCGUCAAAACGAGCUGGUCACCAAGGCGUUGAAUGCUCAGCUGGUGGACUACCUCUACGGCGAGGGCCUCGUCUACUGGCUGGAGGAGGGCAACUUCCUCAAGAGGGCGUCACUUCUUUCCGGGGGGUCAAACUUUACCCUAAUUGCUCAGCUUCACGAGCAAACCACCGGCCUGGCCGUGGACUGGAUCGGCCGUCGCCUGUACCUCUCCACCUUGGACCGUUACCACAACAAGAGCACCAUUUGGAUGCUGGACCUGAGCAGACUUGACGCCCCUACCAACGGCAUCACCAACGAACAGCAGCAGACGCUGCAGACAUCUCCGGCGCAGCUUCGUGUGGUGACCAGUUUCAUCGGCCGGGAGAUCACCUGUCUUCGCGUGAACCCCUUCACCUCGGAGCUGAUCUGGUCAGAGGUGUCCUCCUCGGCUGCCACUCGGCUGGCUGGUGCUGGUCACCAUCAUCCCUUAAUGCAGCAUAUGAUGUUGGCCACGCUGAAGGUGUGCCGCUUGGCAAACUACGGCAGCACCUGCUCCUCCUAUCGUGAUCUAUUCGCCGACGACAAACCCCGACUGCCGAGCCGGAACGAGAAAAAGCACUCGACGGCAUGCAACUGCACCUACAGCACCACCGUGGCCAGGGCUUUCGCCCUGGACUACACCUCAGAAGGCCACUCUGGGAAAAACUCAGCCGACCAGCGCCCCCCUCAUGCCCGCCUAGUGUACUUUGACCUAGAGGGGCGGCAUUUUGCCUCAACCGACCUCGCCGGUUGCCAGUGUCGCCGCCUGACGCCGGCAAUUGCCGGCACGGGCACGCCCACCUCACUGGCACUUGACCAGUCGACGCUGUACUGGAAAAACGACACCAGCGCCACUACAGUCUAUCGCUCUGUCAUUGUCCGAGCCGAUCCGAGCACCGGAGCGCCGACCCUGGCCAGCCAGGUGAUAGAGAAGAUCAGCUACACCGAGAGCACGCAAAUCAACGCUCUAGUCAGCUACAACCGCCUCAAUCAGCCCGGUCCGGCCGACCCGACCUGUCUGAUUCCCCAUAACAUGCAAAGUCGAGUACACCUGGAGGACAACACCGCCUUCAGCCUGACACUUCGCGUCGAGGUGCUGCAGAACGCGUCGUCCAGCACCGAAUGUGGCCCCGACCUGUCGCAGGCCUCGUUGCGCUACCGAACCCGCUACCGAAAGCACUUCGACAAUGUGCACAUUGACUGUCGACGCGACGACGAGACCUCGCAGUGUCAGUCAUUUGACUCCUUCAAUGACACCUUCACCAUCGUCGACCUAGAACCGUACACCAACUACACCUUCUCCAUUGAGCUGGACAACUACUACUUCUCGCAACUGGCAAACCAGCAGAACCUGGCAAACAGCCACGAGUACGUCAGCAGCAUUCGCUUCGACAACAGCUUCGUCUUCAGCACUGCCGAGUCACGACCGGGGCCACCGCGAAACGUCCGCGCCGUCGUAGAGACGCCCGAGAAGAUCCUUAUUCUCUGGGACCGCCCGGAGAAGCUCAACUCCAAUCAGAUCACCUACGAAGUGUGGUGGUACAGCGUGGAGCUCAACCGAAAGUCGGUCUUCCACUCGAACGACCGCACCCGCCAUGGCUCCUACUUCAUGUACCUGGAGAACAUCAAGCCCGGUAAGGAGUACAACGUCUCGGUGCGCGCCUACGCCGACAACCACCAGUUCAUGGAAAGUGCGCCGAUUCGGGUGCGCGCCUACGAAGAGCCGGCGCCCCUCACCGUGGCCCACAUCUCCGCCCGAUCCGUUCACCUUCACUGGGACUCACCGCCGCUGGCCGGCGUCAUUGAGCACCACCAGCUGUACGUGGCAGGGGGCGACGACAGCUCAGCAAACGAUGAGGGCAGUUCCGGCGCCAACUGGACCAUCUUCCUCAAGAACAGCACCCGCCCCAACUCGACGUACGACUUUCGCGUGAACAAUCUGCUGCCAAACACGCGCUACCGCUUUCAGAUGGCGCUCACCUAUGCGGCCACCAAGGCGGUGUACACCUGGCCGCGCCGGCUGCUGGUGGUGAGCACGCUGGCCGAUGUGCCCGAUACGCCCACUAUGCACCAGAUUUCGGAGAUCAGCAACGGCGGCGGCAGUGGGAGUGGCAAUGGCGAUGAGUCCACCAGCAGCAGCUCGCACACGCACAUCUACAAGGUGAGCUGGGACCAGGUGAAGGCCAACGACGGCCUGGACUCGCCCGUCUACUACGCCCUCUACGAGACGCUCUACGAGGAGGGGCCGUACGACACGUCGCUGGAGGAGUCCACUGAGGACUUGAACAGCUCCGAACAGCAGAAUAGCAUUCAAAACCUGGCUCUGCGCUCGGCCGAUUCCAGGUGGAAUCUGGUGUACAACGGCACGGACACCUACUGGGUGAUCACCGGGCUGGAGUCGGGCAAGCAGCACCUCUUCCGCCUGGCGGCCAGCAACAGCAUCGGCCGCUCCAACUACACCUCCACCAAGACGCCCUUCUUUCUGCCCUUUCAGUAUGACCAGGACGAUCUGACGGAGAGUAACGAGAACAUGCUCAUCUUUGUCAUUUCCAUCUGCUCCGCUUUUGUCAUUCUGCUCAUCAUCAUUGCUCUUCUUUCAUUGCGCCGUUAUAAGAUUAAGGAAAAGUCGCUGGACAAUAGCUCGUUUGAUUUACCGAUAGAACUUCGGCCGUGGCAUGAGCUUCCUUCUCAUCCACACCAGCUGAACACACUUUACAUUAACAGCAAUGCCGAACAAGUUGAUCUUGCCGAUAUUAAAAUAAUUGACAACUCCAUCAUCAUCAGAGGCAAAGUUUUAGGCAAGGGCGCCUUUGGAGAAGUUUAUGAAGGCAUUUUGCAGAAAACCGACACCAAAGUGGCAAUCAAAGUUCUAAACAAAGGCUCAAGCGACUCUGAGCAGAUAAACUUCCUCAAGGAGGCCAAGUUUAUGUCAAAGUUCAAACACCCAAACAUCCUUCAGCUGCUUGGUGUGUGUCUGAACGCCGAACAACCGAUCAUCGUCAUGGAAUUGAUGGAAGGAGGUGAUCUGCUGAACUACCUCCGUCGCAAUCGACCCAGUCUCAAUGCGCCCAGUCCCCUGACUAUGGACGACAUGUUGGGCAUUUGCAUUGACGUUGCCAAGGGCUGCAAGUACCUGGAGCAACAAGUCAGCUCAGUACACCGAGAUUUGGCCGCCCGAAACUGUCUCGUCUCUAGUCUCGACCGAACUCAGCGUGUGGUGAAGAUUGCCGACUUUGGGCUGACGCGUGGUCUGUACAAGCAAAAUUACUACCGCAAAGAGGGAGGUCUACUGCCGGUUCGCUGGAUGGCACCGGAAUCGCUGGUGGAUGGCGUUUUUACCACGCAGAGUGAUGUUUGGUCAUUCGGCAUUGUCAUGUACGAAGUGAUGGUUUUUGGAGAGCAACCAUAUCAAGGUCUAUCAAACGAAGAAGUAUUAAAGCAUGUGCGUGAAGGAAAAACUCUCAUGCAGCCAACUGGGUGUCCCUAUGAAAU